This is a messenger RNA of Colossoma macropomum (tambaqui), 2572 nucleotides long. It is a transcript of the gene tbx1, whose product is annotated as T-box transcription factor 1. Gene Ontology annotation, molecular function: RNA polymerase II cis-regulatory region sequence-specific DNA binding; DNA-binding transcription factor activity, RNA polymerase II-specific. Bases 1 to 1530 code for a protein of 509 amino acids. The transcript has 8 exons. The record is from RefSeq and is a predicted model, not a curated record. Gene Ontology annotation, biological process: regulation of transcription by RNA polymerase II; cell fate specification; positive regulation of DNA-templated transcription. Gene Ontology annotation, cellular component: nucleus. Lineage: Eukaryota; Metazoa; Chordata; Actinopteri; Characiformes; Serrasalmidae.
AUGGACGACAGCAGUCCCCUUUCUCCAAAAGCAAACGCUUUCAGUAUCGCCUCUCUGAUCGCGGCGGCGGCGGCAGCUGGAGCUCGAGCGCUGGACAAAAAACAGCAGCAAUCAUCGGGGGCCAUGCACUACAGCACAGUGACCAGAGAGAUGGAAGCAAUCUCCAGUCCGUGGCUGACGCAGCUCUCCCAUUUUUGCGAUGUUGCAGCCUUCACCACCAGCAGCCUGAACAGCCUCAGCGCCCCUGGGGGGGGCUACCAUCUCUCCCCGUCCCCAGGAGAUCCUUAUGGCCAGCACGAGACCCACUUCGAGCCGUGCCCUGCAGCCCAGCAUUCCUACCCUUACCCUGGCUCCAACCCAGGGCAGGCUGCUCCGCAGGGGGACACUGGGACAUCCACAUGCCCGUCAUCCUCCUCGUCUUCCUCCAGCUCGACGCCCAACAAGUCUCUGGUGAAGAAGAACCCAAAAGUGGCCAACAUCAGCGUCCAGCUGGAGAUGAAGGCGCUCUGGGACGAGUUCAACCAACUCGGAACCGAGAUGAUCGUCACCAAGGCUGGGAGACGAAUGUUUCCUACUUUCCAAGUGAAAAUAUUUGGAAUGGACCCAAUGGCAGACUACAUGCUUUUAAUGGAUUUCCUACCAGUGGACGAUAAACGCUACAGGUAUGCCUUCCACAGCUCCUCGUGGCUCGUGGCGGGUAAGGCUGACCCCGCAACCCCGGGCAGAGUCCACUACCACCCGGACUCCCCCGCCAAGGGGGCGCAGUGGAUGAAACAGAUCGUCUCUUUCGACAAACUCAAACUGACCAACAAUCUGCUGGACGACAAUGGCCACAUUAUCCUGAACUCCAUGCACAGAUACCAGCCCCGCUUCCACGUGGUCUAUGUGGACCCCCGGAAGGACAGCGAGAAAUACGCCGAGGAGAAUUACAAGACCUUCGUUUUCGAGGAGACCCGGUUCACAGCCGUCACAGCCUACCAGAACCACAGAAUAACUCAGCUAAAAAUCGCCAGCAAUCCAUUCGCGAAGGGCUUCAGAGACUGUGAUCCAGAGGACUGGCCGAGGAAUCACAGGCCCGGCUCGCUGCCCAUCAUCAGCGCUUUCGCUCGCACAAGGAACCCAAUGUCUUCUCCCACGCAGCAGAAUGGCACUGAGAAAGAGGACAGCCGGCGAGACUAUGACCGUGACCCCAGUGGGACGCCCAUCCAUGCAGACCCUGCCCACCAGCUGAUGUCACGUGUCCUAAGCCCCGCCCUUCCUGUCCCAGGUGGCCUCCAUGCCGUGCCCCUUACAGCAGGACCCAGGAGUCCCCCCCAUGAACUGCACCCGCAGCCGCCUGAUACUCUCCACCAUCACCCCUACAAAUACCCCACCACCUACGAACACUACCUGGGGGCCAAAACCCGGCCGUCCCCGUACCCUUUACCCAGCAUCAGGGGGCACGGCUACCACCCCCACAUGAACCCAGCCACAGCAAACAUGUACUCAGCCACCAGCGGGCCGGCUAAUUACGACUAUGGGCCGAGAUAAUGACUCAAAUAUGGGUUUGUGGCAGCAAAGAGCAUCGAGAGACAAAACACAAACAUUUUGGAGGCCUCACUUCAAGCGUAAUGUACAUCUGCUGACCUCAGGGUCUAGAACUGACAUGCCCGAGUUGCACAAGUGCAGUUUUAAAUUAAUUACGUGAGAGUAUUAUCAGUUAUAUCUCUCUCAUACACGUAAACAUGCUUGUCCACGUCCAAAGCUGAGGGAGUUUUGGAAAGGGGCGCGACCUGUGAGGCGGAGGGCGGCGAAGAAAUGAACUGCCAUAUUUAUUACACGGAGAAAAGUACUUGCGCGAAGUGUGGGCGAAUGCUCUGGACUGGACUUUGGCUCCCUGAGAACUGUCACUGUAUCUGACCCGCACCAGAGGAGCCGGAGACUACAGUAUAAAGGCCAGCACAACAAGAAGGAAAGCCCUUCCUAACACAAGCAAUGCAUUACUGCAGACUGGAACAGAUUUUUUUUGUGUUGGAUGCACUUUUUUUUUGCUUUUAAAAAGCCAUAAGUUAUAUUAUAUCCUUGAGCCCGACAAGCUUCUAGGUAGACCGGGCAUUUGCAUGUUGCGCUGAUUCAAAGGUGCUGAAAUGCCUUGAAAUUUUAUUUUGUUUUGUGUUUUUCCUGAUUAUGAACUGAGCGUUGUUGGAAACGCUGGGCCAUCUUAAGCAACUCUGAGAAGCUUGUACCAUGGCACUGACUUACAGCAAUUCAAAAUAAAUUUGGACACAAUGACCUAGCCGAACCUGUAAAAUAAGCAUUAAAUAUUUUACUUUCAACAUCGUUUUCCAUUACCUUUUUCAAUCUUUGUCAAAGUUUCCCCAAGAGCUUUAUCUAAUUACACCACAGCGUUUGAAUCCGGGGUGAAAAAGGCUCCUUCGCGCUCUGUGUGUGUGCGUGUGUGUGUGUUUGAAUGUGAUUAAUACAUGUUUGAUUUGGAAAGAAAGCCCUGAAACUUUAACAAAUCCAUGAUUACAUUCUUGUUAGUCUGGGACUGUGGUGCACAGCCCAGAUUCAUAAAAUUACAGUCGACUUG